GGCUGCCUGUGCCGCCCACGGCGUCUGGUCGGCGCCCCUCGGCCGGUGCGACUGCGGCCCGUACCGGUGGGGCGCCACGUGCGCCGUGCCGGUGGUGCCGGUGCCGCGGCCGAGCAUGUACGUCUGCGUGAUGAACGACUCGGCGCCUUGGUGGUGCGAGCUCCCCGCGUGCGAGGCCAGCAAGGCCGAGAGAGCGGCGCCGGUGCUCGGCGCGCCGCCCCGCCAGUGCACAGGAGAGCCCCUCUCGGCUUGCCCGAGCAGCUGCAACGGCCGCGGCUCCUGCCUGGGCGGCGCCUGCCGCUGCUACGCUGGGUUUCGCGGCGCGGCGUGCGAGGAGUCCGACAAGGACAACUCCUGCCUGCAGGGCUGCUCCGGGCGGGGCGAGUGCCUCAAGGGCUUCUGCCGCUGCACGCCGCCUUGGUGGGGCGCCGACUGCGCGCUCGGGGCGACGGCCAGCGAGUGGCCACGCUGUUCGCGCAGGCCUUGCAUCUACGUGUAUGAGCUGCCGGCGAGGAUGAACGUGCUGGCACUCAAGGUCGAGUUCGACUGGCGCAUCCAGGCGCCGGGACGCAAGUACGACUACCGCUUCCCGCUGCUCUUCCACGAGGCUCUGCUCGGGUCGGGGCAUCGCACUAGCGACGCUUCGCAGGCGGACCUGUUCUUUGUGCCGACGUACGACUUUCAAGGCUCGUGGGGGAACCCAGAGGUCUACUUCCGCGCGGCGCGGUACGUCUCGCAGGCAUGGCCCUACUGGAACGCCUCUGGCGGGGCACGCUCCCUCUCGCGGACCAGCGUCCAUCUGGAGUGUGCGCCGGCGCGAGCGUCGCCCGCCCGCUCUCAGGCGGACCAUCUGUGGGCAGUGGCCCGCGACGCGGGCGCGUGCGCGACUCCGUGGGGCUCCUUGGCCGACGAGCUGGCCUCCUCGUCGCUGCUGCUCAACUGGGGCGGCGAGCGCUGCUAUGAGGCGGCGCGCGACCUCGUCGUCCCGGGCGCGCUCGUCCACUCCAUCGUUGCGAAGUCGCCCUUUUGGGGCGACGCGGCGGCGGUCGCGACGGCGCACCGCCGGCGCAGCACGCGCCUCUUCUUCAUCGGCGCCCUCUGCUGGAAGAUCUCGGACAAGACCUUUGCCGGCGCCGAGGGCUUUCGCCUGUACGCCACCGACUACCCGCCGUCGAUGCCGCGGCGGCGCGUUAACGUCAACGAGGAGAUCCUCGCUUCUCAGUACUGCCUCUGCCCGUCCGGCACGGGAUGGGGAAUGCGCGUCUACCACGCGGCGGUGCUCGGCUGUGUGCCGGUGCUGGUGCAGGACGACGGCGCGCAUCCACGUGUGGCUCAGGCGUUCGAGCCCGAGUUGCGUUGGGACAGUUUCUCAGUCAUUGUUCCGCGUGCCGCCGUCGCCAAUCUGUCGGCAGUGCUCGCCGCCACCGACCUCCAGGCCAAACAGCGUGCGCUUGCCACGACCUGGCACCGGAUGAUUUGGCGCAACGCGCUGCAAUCGCCACAGCGUGAGAAGCUGCCGUCACCGGACGCCUUUGAGGCGACGGUGGCCUCGCUCGGCCGGCUUGUAGAGCGGCGCAGCGAAAGAUUACAAGAGAGGGUGUGAGGAUUCCUCACAGCUCUCUGUGUCUGUGAUCACAGAUCACAGAGGGAGGGCGCGAGCGGCCCGCGGCGCGGGCGACACCCACACACAGCAACACUAUUUUAUCACGACGCGAAAAUGCUAAAUGGCAAGCUAUC
Emiliania huxleyi CCMP1516 is the source of this 1737-nucleotide messenger RNA. RefSeq lists its product as hypothetical. NCBI's taxonomy places the organism in Eukaryota, Haptophyta, Isochrysidales, Noelaerhabdaceae. Gene Ontology annotation, molecular function: glycosyltransferase activity. The transcript has 8 exons. The record is from RefSeq and is a predicted model, not a curated record. Bases 116 to 1603 code for a protein of 495 amino acids.